AUUUUGAUUGUUUCUUUUUUCCAUAAGACUUCGAUUGGAACCCAGGGGAAGUGACAAGUAGAGGAGGAGAGACGAGUGGCAAAAGAUCUCCAUAGCAAAGGAGAAUUUUCCGAUGAAAUCGGACCGAAACCGAAACCGAAUCGCGCAGCCGAAACAUCGCCCGUGUCUCUGAUUCGUGAGGCCGUGCGUUUCGAGCCGACGUAACUUCGUACCCCAAUUUGAUUUUCCCUCUGAACUGGGGAACUUGAACUUUCUCUUCCCCUUUUUCUCUCAAAUUUUCCCUUUGGAAGAUCGUAAAUUCUCGUAAGAUAUUCUAAAACCCCAUUUGGGAUGGGCGUCUCCUUCAAAAUUUCUCAAAAGGGUAAACGGUUUCGUUCAAAAUCUUGUGUUGCCCAGUCUGGCUGCAGUGCCCUCGACGACGACGACUCUAAGGACAGUUCGAGGAUUUUAUCCAAGAAUGAAUCUUCUCUAGCUCGAAAACUCGAGGGUGAAGAAAUUGAAAGAAGUGGGGAUGUAAAUGGGGUGACCGGGUUAUCCGAGUCUUCUUUAGGUCGCCUAACAACAGAGAAUGGAGUUUCCUUCACAUUAAACCUCUUUCAAGAUGGAUAUUCUAUCGGAAAACCAUCAGAGAACGAGACUAUACACCCGAGUACUCUACAAGACAAUUCAAAGUUGUUACUUCCUUAUGACAGGAAAUCUGAAAGCUUGUUUUCUGCUAUUGAAUGUGGCCGAUUGCCUGGAGAUAUUCUUGAUGAUAUACCUUGCAAAUAUGUUGAUGGCACAAUUGUUUGUGAGGUGAGAGAUUUUCGUGGCUGUACUCCUUCAAAGGGGCCUGGUGCUCAAUCGAUCGAUGGGUUACCUAUUGUCAAUAAGGUGCAUCUUAGGAUGUCCUUGGAAAAUGUGGUAAAAGAUAUUCCAUUAAUUUCAGAUAAUUCAUGGAACUAUGGUGAUCUGAUGGAAGUGGAGUCCCGGAUUCUGAAAGCAUUGCAACCGCAACUUAAUCUUGACCCUUCUCCCAAGUUUGAUAGGCUCUGCAAUAACCCAGUUCUUAUGAAGCUCAAUUUUUCUCAGUACAGUGUGCGGAGGAAGAGACUGAGACAACUUGCAGAAGUAUCUAUCACAUCUAAUAAUAGGUAUGGGAAGAAAAUUUGCAUAGAUAGAGUAGCUGAAAGCUCUAAUAACAGACUGGGAGAUUCGGGAACCGUUUCUGGCAAUUUGAUUUCUACUAAUGUCCAUGAUAAUAUAGUUGGUCAAAAUAUGAGUUUAAAUGAGAUGUUAGCAACAAAACCAAAGAAUGUUACUUCGGAUGCUUCUCUUCCAGCACCUGUAGUAUCUGUAUCUCAACAAUCUAGGUAUUCUAUGGGCAAUGUAACCCCAAGAAGUAUGCUCGAUCAAGCAGCCGGGUCAGUUCUUAAUGCAUCGGGUGUUUCCCCUACUGGGCAAGAAAUGAUCUCGUAUGCUGACAAUUUGAACCCUAAUGUCUCUCUUCAUGGAAAGAGGGAAACCCAAGAUGGGCAAAUGUCACCCUUGUCCAGUUUUAACAAGAGACCAAGGCCAUCUGUCAUGGGCAUUGAUGGAAUUCAACAGCAUCCAUUGGUGCCAAUGGAUGGACCCCAGGGAUCUGAAAUGUGGAAGAAUUCUUGGUCGCAACAGCAAAUAGCAAGAGGUAUUCAGUACUCGAAUCCAGGAGUCCAGAAAUUUUCUCAGAAGAUGUUUGAAGGAGCCCUGAAUCAGGAUUCUGUACAAAUUCCAUUUGCUGCAGGACAAUCAGCAUCAGCUAUGCGCUAUGGAGCUAAGGAAGAACAGUUUGAUACAGAAAAGGUAGAUGGAUCGGACCUCAGUCGAGGCAAAACUGAUAUGCAGAUGAUGGAAGCAGAAAACCACCUGGAUCAUCACCCUCAGCAUUCCCGGGUUCAGCAAAGGCCACCCCAGCAAACAUUCCCUAGAUCUAACCUCUCUCAGCCUCCUUGGAAUAGUCUUAGUCAGCAUAUAGAGAAAGAAGCAAGAAAGGAGGACCAACUGUCGAAAAGAAAAACUGUCCAAAGUCCUCGUGUGUCAGCAGGAGCUAUGGCCCAACCAACAUCAUCAAAAUCAGGGGAGUUCUCUAGUGGCUCAGGUGGACAGCACUUUGGGGUGCCUGCAAAUAUUUCUGCACUUGCAUCAGCACAAAAGGAGAAGGCUGCCGUUAAUCCCGUUUCUCAUGUUGGUGGAACUCCAUCCAUGACUUCCAGUGCCAAUGAUUCGAUGCAAAGGCAACAUCAGGCCCAAGUUGCUGUAAGGCGAAGAUCAAAUUCCCUCCCCAAAACCCCAGUAAUCAGUGGAGUUGGAUCUCCUGCUAGUGUUGGUAAUAUGAGUGUUCCCCUGAAUGCGAACAGUCCUUCGGUUGGAACCCCACCUUUCGCUGAUCAAACCAUGCUUGAAAAAUUCUCAAAGAUUGAAAUGGUGACUGCAAAGCAUCAGCUCAACUGUAAAAAGAAUAAGGUCAAUGAAUAUCCUAUCAGAAAGCCAAGUACAUUCUCAGCUCACAAUCUUGCGGUUCAUUUGGCAAACGCAUCCAUUAGUGAUGACUUAAAAGAUGAUGCUUGUCAGAGGAAGAUGUCGAAGUCCCUAGCUGGCGGCAGCCUAAAUUCCUGCAAAAGAAGGGUGUUAACUUUUAUGUUGCAAGAGCGUAUACAUCAAGGAAACAUGGUUCCAUAUGUUUCUAGGUUUCGAGGUAGGGUAAUCCUGUCAGAGAAGCCCAAUGAUGGAACUGUAGCAAUCACCUACGAAGAUAUAGAUGAUAGCAACUUUUUUGCUAUUGAGGAUUGUCUUCCGACAUUGCCAAAUACUAUUUCGGCAGACUUGCUUGCUGAUCAAUUAUCUUCAUUGAUGGUUCGUGAAGGUUAUGAUCUUAUUGAAGAUAUCAUUCAACUGAGGCCAACCCGUAUGAAUCCAUCCCCCAGCAAUCAACCGAAUGCUGCUGGGCUUCCUCCUAUUAAUCCAGCAAUCGAGAUGCAGCAUUAUGCCGAAGCUUUUCCGGGUCAAACAACGAAUGAAGUUCCAAAGCUGGGCGGUGGUGGUAAUGCUAAUCUGCUCAACGCCUCCCAUAGUCUUUUAGGAAACACAAGGAUGUUGCCUCCUGGAAACCCUCAGGCCAUGCAGCAAAUGUCUCAAGGAAUUAUGCCGGGAGUUUCGCUACCUGCAAGGCCGCAACAAGCAGACACCCAACCCUCRAUGCAACUGCAACAGCAGCAGCAGCAGUCACAGCCAUCACUGCAGCAGAAUCAGCAAAACCUGAUGCAGCCGCAGCAUCAACAGUUCCAGAGGUCGAUGAUGCUCGGAACAAACCCACUCUCGCAUUUGAAUGCCAUUGGCCAGAAUUCUAACAUGCAGUUGGGUAAUAACAUGGUGAACAAGGCAUCCAUUCCCCUUCAACUAUUACAGCAGCAGCAGCAGCAAUCGCAAAUACAAUCACAAAUGCAGAGGAAAAUGAUAAUGGGAAUGGGCAAUAUGAACAAUAACAUGGUGGGACUUGGAAGCCUUGGCAGUUCAAUGGGCGUAGGAGCUACCAGAGGAAUAGGAGGAACUGGACUACCAGCAUCCAUGGGUUCUAUUCCCGCCAUGGGCAAUGCAGGUCAAAACCCAAUGAACUUAACCCAGGCAUCGAAUUUUAACAACACUAUCAGUCAGCAAUUCCGACCUGGAACAAUAACACCAGCCCAGGCGCAAGCUGCUGCUCUUACGAAAUUUAGGAUGCAGAACCGAGCAGGCAUGCUUGCUGGCUCUCAAUCGGCAAUAAGUGGAAUCCCAGGAGCAAGACAGAUACAUCCGAGCUCAGCUGGACUUUCAAUGCUUGGACAUGCUCUGAACCGAGCUGGUGGCAUGAACCCGAUGCAACGAGCAAUAGGACAAAUGGGUCCUCCAAAGUUGAUGCCAGGAAUGGGUACAUAUAUGAAUCAGCAACAACAGCAGCUACACCAGCAAUUACAGCAGCAGCAGCAACAACUACAACAGCAGCAACCAGCUCAACCUCAGCAACAGCAACAGCAACAGCUACAGCCUCAGCAGCAGCUACAACAGCAUCCUGAAACAACACCACCACUUCAGGCUGUUGUUUCGCCACAGCAGGUGGGCUCACCUUCAACCAUUGGAGGCGUCCCACAGCUUAACCAACAAACCCAGCAGCAGCAGCCGUCCACAACGAGCCCGCAACAAAUGAAUCAGAGAACUCCGAUGAGCCCGCAAAUGAGUUCAGGGACAAUCCAUGCUCUGAGUGCAGGCAAUCCCGAGGUUUGCCCCGCAAGCCCCCUUGGUUCGGUUGGUAGUAUCACAAAUUCCCCCAUGGAUAUGCAAGGUGUCAACAAGAGUAACUCUGUAAAUAAUUCAUAAAGAAGAAUUGUUGUAGCAGAUCAAUUUAGUCUUUUUAGUUUAAUAACCAAUCAUUUAGGGAUAUGCAACCGUAGAUGUUCUAGAUCAUUGAUAUGAAGUAGAAUCUGUACGUGUCUUUCUUUAGCUUCUGAGGUGUAGGAUUCAGUGUAUGUACAGUUAGUUACAGAAUUUCCAUGAAUUUCUCUCCAUUUGAGUGGCAAUGUAUGGGAUAAAAUUCAAUAAAUUUUGGCCAAUUUAAAUUA
Messenger RNA from Momordica charantia (bitter melon), 4610 nucleotides. RefSeq names its product nuclear receptor coactivator. Gene Ontology annotation, cellular component: SAGA complex. The record is from RefSeq and is a predicted model, not a curated record. NCBI's taxonomy places the organism in Eukaryota, Viridiplantae, Streptophyta, Magnoliopsida, Cucurbitales, Cucurbitaceae. Gene Ontology annotation, molecular function: transcription coregulator activity. Gene Ontology annotation, biological process: regulation of transcription by RNA polymerase II.